Penicillium atrosanguineum is the source of this 1122-nucleotide messenger RNA. RefSeq lists its product as uncharacterized. The transcript has 2 exons. Bases 1 to 1122 code for a protein of 373 amino acids. The record is from RefSeq and is a predicted model, not a curated record. Lineage: Eukaryota; Fungi; Ascomycota; Eurotiomycetes; Eurotiales; Aspergillaceae.
AUGUCCAUCAUCCAUCAUUCACCUGGUCCCCAAACGACUUUCGGCAGAGGCCCGCACUGGCUGCAUGAAAGUCCCUUUCUACCACCACUGUGGGAGACUACACAGGAUGUGGGGGCUCCAUCUUUGAAGCAUUCGGCCAUGAAAUGCAUUUUGUCCGACCAAUCGCUGCUCAAACGGGAGCAUUUCGCACAUGUUCCCUGGCCCCUUGCAAAGUACCUUUGGGAAUGCCUCGGAAAAUGCCAAAAACAAACCAUGCACAUGUGGAAAAUAAUGGCGGACACAUAUCCUCAACAGUUCCACAAGACCAGCCCAGAAUAUUGCCUCAGAAUUGACUCACCAAAAGAACCAGUGAAGUGCUACAUAGAUCUUCUAAACAGCGAUAUCGGCAGUUGGCAAGCAAUGCUUGCGAUAUCCAGUACACAUGCCACCACAGCGGAUCUGGUUGCAAUCGGAAAUCUGAAGAAUUUGGUCGCCAUGGACAUUUAUCCAACCAACAGGAUACCCAAGCCUGAGGAUAUCGAUGAAGGCAGAGGACAAGGACUUGACGAUCGUAUUCUGCGCACCUGGCUCGAAGUAGCCGAGAUCACUGGAUCAUUGCAGCAGUUGCGCUUUUUGAGGCUCGUCAACCAGCCCAGGGUGACGAUACAGGCUCUCGAGUUAUUGGCUAAGUUGCCGAAUCUUCAACAUGUGGCUCUCAUGGGGUGUUCUACAUUUCAGAAAAUAGUUCACAGCGAUCGUGACCAUUUCGGUGAAUGGCUUGCUUCUAGAAGCCUACCGUACCCCCAGCCGCUUCCUGAAGACGAAUCGAAGUCGUGUCUGGUCAUGAAAGGUAGCCGUUUGCCCUGGAAAUCUCGAAUCGUAAAGAAGCAUAACCUGGAGGAAAAUAUCGAUGGAGUUCAGGGCCUCCCAGCCCUGAAUUCAGACACUCCUAUCUUGGAGUUCGAUUUAUCCCCUACGCCCCUUCUCACCAGGGAGACAAUACUACAUCUGACUCGAUCACCCCAACAAAAUCAAAAGAAACGACGGGUCCCUCAACCUGAUAGCUCGAAGAGUCAAGGUAAAAGGGUGAUGAAGGAUCGACCGGGGAGGGAUAUUGCGGAUGUACUCGGCGAUUUUCUUUGA